Molecule: messenger RNA, 1710 nt
Organism: Dujonia railenensis
Lineage: Eukaryota; Fungi; Ascomycota; Pichiomycetes; Serinales; Debaryomycetaceae
Source: the annotation of a GenBank genome assembly
AUGCCCCUGUUCCAAGAAGUUGCGGAACAUAACACCAAAAAGGAUUGCUGGGUAAUUAUCCAUGGUAAAGCAUAUGACGUCAGUGAUUUCAUAGAUGAGCAUCCCGGUGGGAGUGCGAUCAUAUUGAAGUAUGCUGGAAAAGAUGCAACCAAGGCAUUUGAUCCGAUCCAUCCUGGAGACACAUUGACUAAAUAUUUGAAUGAAAAGAAUCAUAAAGGUGAAGUCACGGGAACUCCACCUAAAAAGGCGGACAAGAAAGCAAAGAGCAGCAACGGCAGUAAGAGCCCUAGCGCCGAUACCAGUAGUGCCAGCAAUGGCGACAAGGGAAGUCAGAACAAAGCAGUGGUUGACGAAUUUGACGUAGAAUAUGACGAACAGGAAGACAAAUUACCGAUUCUGUCUGAACAAGAAAGCAAGGCUGAAUCUACCAAGGGUGAGGAUAAAGACCAAAAUGUUGACGAUGAUGACGAUGACGAUGAUGACGAUGAUGAUGACGAAGACGAUGCCCGUGUGAAGGAUAUGAUUUCCAGAAAGCCCGAUAUCGCCCAAAUUUACAACUUGAGUGACUUUGAGUUUGUUGCUAGACAUACAAUGGGUAAGAUAGCCUGGGGCUAUUAUUCAUCUGGCUGCGAUGAUGAAAUAACUCUUAGAGCAAACCAUUUGGCGUAUCAUAGGAUUUUCUUCAAGCCUAGAGUACUUGUUGAUGUUUCAUAUAUUGAUACUUCAACUACGAUGCUUGGUACCAAGACUGCUGCUCCAUUCUAUAUGACUGCUACCGCAUUAGGAAAAUUGGGCCACCCUGAAGGUGAAACGGUGUUGACUAGAUGUGCAGCAAAGACUGGAAUCAUUCAAAUGAUUCCAACGUUAGCAUCUUGUUCUUUUGAUGAAAUCGUAGAUGCUGCUAUUGACGAGCAAACGCAGUGGUUGCAACUUUAUGUUAAUGCUGAUCGUGACAUUUGCAGGAAAAUAGUUGAACAUGCUGAGAAGAGAGGUAUCAAGGGUUUAUUCAUAACUGUUGAUGCUCCUCAGUUGGGUAGAAGAGAAAAGGAUAUGAGGCUGAAAAAUGUCGAAGAUUUGUCUCACGUUCAAGAUGAAGAUGCUGGCGCAGAUAGGUCACAAGGAGCUGCAAGAGCAAUCCUGUCCUUUAUCGAUACCAGUUUGAAUUGGAAAGAUAUCAGUUGGUUCCGUGAAAUCACAAAGAUGCCCAUUAUAUUGAAGGGUAUACAGUGUGUUGAGGAUGCUAUUCUCGCAACCGAGCAUGGAGUUCAAGGCAUUGUAAUUUCUAACCACGGUGGGAGACAAUUGGAAUUUUCCAAACCUCCUAUUGAAGUAUUAGCCGAAACUAUGCCUGUUUUGAGAAGUAAGGGUGUCGAUUUUUCCAAAUUUGAGGUUUACAUUGAUGGUGGAGUCCGUAGAGCGACCGAUAUUCUUAAAGCUAUAUGUCUUGGAGCCAAAGGGGUUGGAAUUGGUAGACCAUUCUUGUACGCAAUGUCCACUUAUGGUGAUGACGGUGUGUUAAAGCUCAUUAAUAUUUUGCUCGACGAGAUGAUUAUGAAUAUGAGAUUGUUAGGUGUUACGAAGAUUGAACAAUUGAAUGAAAAAUAUGUUGAUAUUCAAGGGAUUGGCCAGAGAUUCUUACCAUCGGACAGAUUAUUUGAAGGUGUUUACGAGCCUUUGCAAUCUCCACAGUUUAGAGAUAGUAAGAUUUAG